Molecule: messenger RNA, 3802 nt
Organism: Colletotrichum destructivum
Lineage: Eukaryota; Fungi; Ascomycota; Sordariomycetes; Glomerellales; Glomerellaceae
Product: Putative AAA+ ATPase domain, helicase SMUBP-2/Hcs1, Helicase superfamily 1/2, ATP-binding protein
Exons: 6
Coding region: 1-2073 (690 amino acids)
Molecular function (GO): ATP binding; RNA binding; 5'-3' DNA helicase activity
Source: RefSeq, a predicted model, not a curated record
AUGUCAGCAUCGGAGCCCCUCUCCGUCCCCUCCUUCGCAACGACGCAGCUCACCCUUCUCUCCGCCGAGCUCGCCGCCGAGGUUGCCGAGUCCUCGGCCCUUGUCUCUCACCACGCCCCCACCGCCCUGCAACGCGCGGGCCUCGCCCUCCCCAAUCUCGUCGUCGGCGCCCGCCGCACCGGUCUCGGCGGCCGCACCGUCCUCGAACUUGGCCCCGACCCGGCCGUGUCCUCGGAGCUUCCCGACCACGGCCUCCGCCCCGGCGACAUUGUCUUGGUCUCCGAGCAGCCCACCGGGAAUGCCAAGAAGAAGGAGGUGAAGGAGCUUGAGAGCAAAGGCGCGCGAGGCGUCGUCACGAGGGUGCGCAAUGAGACAGUUGGCGUCGCCGUUGACGAGGGCAAGGGGGAGGAGAGGGAGUUUGGCGGGCGGGUUUGGAUCGUCAAGGUCGCCGACGAUGUCACGUACCGGAGGAUGAGCCAAACCAUGGAGAGGCUUGAGAAAAUGACCGAAUCCGAGUACAGUGCAUUCAUGCGCGUCCUCUUCGGCCUCUCGAGCCCGUCUCCCGUGCCCCGAGACCUGGCAUCAGACUCGGACCUCUCCAAGAUCCAAUGGAUCGACCCUUCGCUUAACGACUCCCAAAAGGACGCCAUCCGGUUCGCGCUGGCAUCGCGAGAAGUGGCUCUCAUCCACGGCCCACCGGGUACUGGCAAAACCCACACCCUUAUCGAGCUGAUUCUCCAGCUGAUCAAACUCGAUCUCCGCAUCCUCGUCUGCGGGCCCUCCAACAUCUCUGUUGACAACAUCGUCGAGCGCCUCGCGCCACACAAGAUUCCCAUCCUCCGCCUCGGCCACCCGGCCCGCCUGCUCCCCAGCGUCCUCGCCCACUCUCUCGACGUGCUGACACAGACCUCCGAGGCUGGGGCCAUCGUCAAGGACGUCCGGGCCGAGAUGGAUGCGAAACAGGCCUCUAUCAAGAAGACCCGCAAUGGCCGCGAGAAGCGCCAGAUCUACGCCGAUCUCAAGGAGCUGCGCAAGGAGUUCCGCGAGCGCGAGCGCCGCUGUGUCAGCAACCUCAUCCGUGAGAGCAAGGUGGUGCUGGCAACACUGCACGGCGCCGGAGGGCAGCAGCUCCGAGACCAGCAGUUCGACGUUGUUAUCAUCGACGAGGCAAGCCAGGCGCUCGAGGCGCAGUGCUGGGUGCCCUUGUUGUCGGCGAAGAAGGCCGUCUGUGCCGGCGAUCAUCUGCAGCUCCCACCGACGAUCAAGUCGCUGAACUUUAAGCUGAAGGCUGCGGCGCUACCGAAAGAGGCCGCGGGCAAACAGAUCAAGGGCAUGACGUUAGAAACAACCCUGUUUGACAGGCUACUCGCUCUGCAUGGGUCAUCCAUCAAACGUAUGCUGACCACGCAGUACCGUAUGCACGAGAAGAUCAUGAGGUUCCCGUCAGACGAGCUCUACGGGGGAAAGCUCAUCGCUGCAGAAGCAGUCAAGGAACGUCUCCUGAAAGAACUACCGUACGAAGUUGAGGAUACCGAAGAUACGAACGAACCGUUGGUCUUUAUUGACACGCAAGGCGGCGACUACCCUGAGAAGAGUGAGGAUGACGAUAAGGACGCUGUCAAGAAGGCAAAGUUCAGUCUGCAUGGGGAGAGCAAGAGCAACGAGAUGGAAGCGGCGUUGGUGCGCCAGCAUGUGCAGAAACUGGUCGACGCUGGAGUCAAGCCGGAGGAUAUCGCCGUCGUGACCCCUUACAACGCCCAGCUCGCCGUUCUAGCGCACCUAAAGGAGCGGUUCCCGGGCAUUGAGCUAGGCAGCGUGGACGGCUUCCAGGGCCGCGAGAAGGAGGCGGUCAUCGUCAGCCUGGUACGGAGCAACUCUGAUGGAGAAGUAGGGUUCCUCGGCGAGAAGCGUCGGUUGAAUGUGGCAAUGACACGACCCAAACGCUCCUUGACGGUGAUAGGGGACUCGGAGACGGUCAAGAGAGGCAGCAACUUCCUCAAGCGAUGGAUGGACUUCCUUGAAGAAAACGCCGACCUGCGUUACCCGGACUUGUUGUCACUUCAGGGGUCUUGAUGCCAUCUUUGGGACGGUGGGAAGCCGCGGCCUCGGAGGUCCGCCACACCUCUCCUCGAUGCCAGCCUUUAUGCGACGGAAAAAAAAAGGCGUGGUCAGUGAGGAAGACCGGACGAUCUGGAAAACAGGCGAACCGGAUUCCUCGGUGUGUUAACCCACUUGAAGUGGCCGUUUACGAGACUGGGAUGGUUCUUUAUGCGAUGCGAUGCGAUGUGCUGGUUCCCCAACACUGCCAAAACGGGAAUGGGCUGCAUUUGUCUGUCUUCUGGCGUGGCAUAUCGUGGAAUUUUCAAGCAGCCGUCAUACCAUGCUCGCGUUCCACCGGGGUUCAGGGGGGAGGGAGCGUCCGUUGACGCAAGUUGAUGGACGCCGGGGCCCAGGCUGCUCGGGUUAUGUCGUGAUCCCAGACGCGAUAAGAAGGGAAAGGCAAAGACUGAAGAGACAGGGCACAGAUGCCAGCCAUCACUGAUCAGACGAAGAAAGUGGCCCCCCCCCCCCCAUGUAUGUUUCAGGUUACUUUCAAGGCUGUUCCCUGUUCACGUGGCCAGACCCGCCAUAUUCUCCUACCGACGAGGACGGGCAUGUUUGACCUUGAACGAUCCGUAAUUGCGCCGCUAGUACACUGUAUUCUGAGUGUUUGCAAGUUUGUGCGCUGAAUAUUCACGGCGUUGGUUGGGGCUGUGAGAGAUUGAUCCGAGUCCACAGAUGAUAGCGGGCAAGUGUCAAAAGCCCUUGGCGCAAGACACCACAAGGACUUGGCGGAACCCCCUCUCGAAGACGACGAGUCUGAUGCUAUGUUCGCUGCAGAUGCGAAACGACAGACAAGACGCCGUGCCCCUCUCGUAUCUAUCUCGUGGCUCGGUCGUUGGCAACUUGCACCGCAGCAGUUCCUCUGGAUCCAUGUACUUGAUGAGGGGCAACGUGUGUGAGGUUCAACGAUAUGGAUCUAGCUCGGAACUGCUGUUGCCGAAUAGUCGCGGAUAUCGUACUAAGGGCGGGCUGCUUUGGUGGCACUUCGGAAUCCGGUGUUUGCCUUGGUAGGCGGGCGCGAAGCGGGCUCAACUUAUGAGUCGUGGUAAGCAUACUGUGAUACGGGCAGAUUGUUCCAAUGGGAACCACUUAGUAUUUCACCCCUCCCAGCAGGAUGGUUCGGCUCUGGCCACAUGCGACGAUGCCAAUUACGGGGCACCCGCUAACUGGACGCAUGUUCCGACAGCCAGAUGGCCGUCGGCGAGCGAUAGACUUGGUGAAGCCGGCUGUAGUGCAUCUUAUGCUCGCUCGAUUGUGCCGUCGGGAGGCCAACGCUGUGUUGACGGGAAGAUCAUAGGCCGGAUACCUCGUUAGAUGGUGCUCCGCCGUGGUUCACCGGGGCGAGUCGAUCAAACCGUCACUGACGGGGGGAGAAUACUUCGCGUUCAAUCGAGGUUGCAUCGGGGGGCUGGAGCGACAAAGCGCAAGUUUGUGCGUGACUCUCACGGUGCAGCCAUGGAGCUGCAAGUUGUCCACGAUAAAACCGCUCCGACAACGGUUGGUUGUCUGGUCGUGCCAUGUGUGCAUGCAGAGUCUAGGAAUAGAUGGCUCGUCGACCAACGUGGCAAGCCGGAUCCCUCAACACCUGACCAUCAAGGACUUCCGGCAGGGUAUCGUCGCCAUUAUGGCGGAGCCCACUCGCAGGAGCUUUGCCAUAUGGUGUUCGCUCAGCCGUCGUGAAAGAUUAAGAAGAAAAAAU